AUGGUAGAAGCCCGCAGGAAACAUCACCUUGGGAGGCUUGGAAGGGUAUUCCUCGGAGAAGGUGAUGCUGACGGGGUAUGUGGCGUCGGCCCAGAGCGAGUUGGGCUUGCCUGGAAUGCCUGCGUCCCAGUGGGUCAAGUCCAAGGAGCCGUCUUCGCUUUUCUUGGGUCUGGCGUAGAAGCCGAACGGGUGGUCCUUUCUCCACUGUUUUCUUUCCUCCUGCAACCGGGUCUUACAAAGAGACAUGGUGUCGCGGGCGGUGGUUUUUGUUGGAGAUGUUUUUGCUUUGGUUUUUUGUGCGCGCGGCCUGUACAUGGGGCGGCGGCGGCGGCUCCGGGCGAAGAUACUGGGCGAGAAAGGCGCUUGGCCGCGCGACCGCGCUAUCUAUUGGAUGCUUUGGCCCGAUAUCUUUUGGGCGAACGCUGUCGGCGAAGGCUACCGAAUUUGGCUGUCUGGACGACCUAA
Messenger RNA from Clavispora lusitaniae ATCC 42720, 465 nucleotides. Lineage: Eukaryota; Fungi; Ascomycota; Pichiomycetes; Serinales; Metschnikowiaceae. The record is from RefSeq and is a predicted model, not a curated record.